Molecule: messenger RNA, 264 nt
Organism: Trichophyton verrucosum HKI 0517
Lineage: Eukaryota; Fungi; Ascomycota; Eurotiomycetes; Onygenales; Arthrodermataceae
Exons: 2
Coding region: 1-264 (87 amino acids)
Source: RefSeq, a predicted model, not a curated record
AUGCAAAAAAAAAAAGGAUACAAGAAGAUGGAGGAGAGAAGGAGAAAGAAAGAAGGAAAUAUUUUUCUUCUAGUCUUUUCUAAAUAUUUUAAUGCAAGAGAAAAAGAAUCUGUCGCUUCGUCAGCGAGCAGAAGCAGCCAUGCGGCACUCAGUCAAUUUUGGCUAUAUAUUUUUAUUGCUGCUGCUGCUGCUGCUGCUGCUUCUACUGCUGCUGCUGGCUCUUCUGCAUGUCCUGUAAGUAUCCUCCAGCAGGCUAGUCACUAG